Messenger RNA from Mycena citricolor, 1805 nucleotides. NCBI's taxonomy places the organism in Eukaryota, Fungi, Basidiomycota, Agaricomycetes, Agaricales, Mycenaceae. The record is from the annotation of a GenBank genome assembly.
UUGGCCCUUACACUCACACUCACUAUGGCCGACGCGGGAUACCUCGGGGUGACUCCCCCCAUAUCCACAGCGCCUUCGAAUGCGCGCGAGCUGGAGGUCACCAAGACGCUCAUGGACGAGCUGAAGGCGCAGAACCAAUUCGAAUCGGAAGAGGAGGCACGAAGAAGAGAGCUGGUCCUGGGCCGCAUCGCCGCCCUCGUCAAAAAGUUCGUGCGCGACGUGUCGCUCGCCAAGGGCAUGUCGGAGGCCGCAGCGACAGCCGCAGGCGGCAAGAUCUUCACCUUCGGAUCGUACCGCCUCGGGGUGCACGCGCCGGGGAGCGAUAUCGACACGCUCUGCGUGUUCCCCAAGCAUGUCUCGCGGGACGACUUCUUCACCACAUUCGAGCCGAUGGUCAGGGACAUGGAGGACGCGGUCGAGGUCUCGGGUGUGCCAGAGGCUUUCGUUCCCGUCAUAGGCGCGAAGAUAUCCGGCAUCUCCAUGGACCUGCUCUGUGCCUCGCUCAACAUGUCAUCUAUCCCCGACGAGCUGUCGCUGAACGACAACAAUCUGCUGAAGACGCUGGAUGAGAGCGUCGUCCGCAGCGUCAAUGGGACGCGACUGACGGACGAGCUGCUGCGUCUAGUGCCUAACGUGCAGGUCUUCCGUGACGCACUGCGGUGCAUCAAGCUAUGGGCACAGCGUAAAGCCAUCUACUCGAACGCAAUCGGGUUCCUGGGUGGGGUGGCUUGGGCCAUGUUGGUUGCGCGCGUGUGCCAGCUCUAUCCCCAUGCUGCCGCCGGUGCUAUUGUAGGCCGGUUCUUCACGAUCAUGUCCAAAUGGCAAUGGCCGACACCGGUGCUACUCAAACAGAUCGAGGAAGGACCGCUGCAGGUUCGAGUGUGGAACCCGAAACUUUACGCCGGCGACCGCGCGCACCGGAUGCCCAUAAUCACACCGAACUACCCGUCGAUGUGCGCGACGCACAACGUAUCGGGGUCGACGCUGGAGGUCAUGUCGGAGGAAAUCAGGAAGGGCGCCGCGACGCUGGAGAGGAUCAUGGCCGGUUCGGCGGCGUGGUCGGAGUUGUUCACGAAGCACGAGUUCUUCCAUAAGUACAAGAACUAUCUGAUGGUUUUCGCCCUUGCGAAGACGGAAGCCGCUGCGACGAAAUGGAGCGGCACCGUCGAGUCGCGACUGCGCCAGCUCGUCAACCGGCUGGAGUAUGUCCCCGGCCUGCGUCUCGCGCACCCGUUCAACAAAAGCUUCGACCGCGUGGUGCGCUGUGAGACGGAACAGGAACAGGCGUCCGUGAUGCGCACGGCGGAGUUCACCCCGGAAUCGGAGGGGCCGCAAGACGAUCCGCGGAACGCCGACGCCAAAUUCAAAGUAUACGUGUCGACAUUGUUUGUCGGGUUGGGCGUCGCACCAAAAGAUCUCGCGAACCCUCUCCCGAGGCGGCUGGAUGCGUCGUUCGCGAUCACGGAGUUCGUCAAGAUCGCCAAGGGCGAGACGUUCGACGAGGCGAACACCGGGAUCGUGCUCCGGCAUAUCCGACACGGUGCGCUGCCGGAUUACGUCUUCGCACCCGGGGAGCGGGAGGCGGCGUUGGCUAAAGUCAAUGGCCGGAAGCGGACGAAGUCGCUUUCGGGGGGGACCCCGGUUAAGAGGCCGAGGCUGUCAACUGCGUCUGUAUAAUGUGGAACGGUGUAGUCGAUUUCGCGAUAAAAUUCCUCCUGAUAUCUUUCAAACCGAUGCUUUGGGACUGUUAUAUAUAACGGGCAAUGCUCGAUCAAUUGACGAGAUUAAAAUCCAUAAUCGUAAGA